CGCACCGAAGUGAGGUGGGGAUGAGAAAUCAUCAUUUAGUUAGCUCGCUGCUAGCUGCCUAUAUAGUUGAAGUGUAAUGAGCUUAGUAGCCCAAAUUUAGAAUAUUAGUUUACUUUUGGUUGGGACAUCGACGACCAUUUUACAUCAAGAAUGGACAUAAGUUAACAAUGACGGGGGAGAAAAAGAAGAAGAAGCGGCUGAACCGCAGCAUUCUUCUAGCAAAGAAAAUUAUAAUAAAAGAUGGAGGAAGUCCUCAGGGAAUCGGUGAGCCCAGCGUCUACCAUGCUGUGGUCGUCAUUUUCCUGGAGUUUUUCGCAUGGGGUCUUCUCACCACCCCGAUGCUCACGGUAUUACAUCAGACAUUCCCCCAACACACAUUCCUGAUGAAUGGACUUAUUCACGGUGUGAAGGGCCUAUUAUCAUUUCUGAGUGCUCCUCUGAUUGGAGCGUUGUCAGACGUUUGGGGGCGCAAGUCCUUCUUGCUGCUAACAGUCUUCUUCACAUGUGCUCCCAUUCCACUGAUGAAGAUCAGCCCGUGGUGGUAUUUUGCAGUCAUCUCCAUGUCUGGCGUCUUCGCCGUCACCUUCUCUGUGAUCUUUGCUUAUGUGGCAGACAUUACGCAAGAGCAUGAGAGGAGCACAGCGUAUGGCUUGGUGUCUGCUACCUUUGCAGCCAGCCUGGUUACCAGUCCAGCCAUCGGAGCCUAUCUGUCGGUGGCCUACGGUGACACGUUGGUGGUAAUCUUGGCCACCGCCAUCGCCCUGCUAGACAUCUGCUUCAUCCUGGUGGCCGUCCCGGAGUCGCUGCCGGAGAAAAUGAGGCCGGCGUCAUGGGGAGCACCAAUCUCCUGGGAACAGGCAGAUCCCUUUGCUUCUCUGCGUAAAGUGGGCCAGGACUCCACGUUGCUGCUCAUCUGUAUCACAGUGUUCCUCUCCUUCCUCCCCGAAGCUGGGCAGUACUCCAGCUUCUUCCUCUAUCUCAGACAGGUCAUACGCUUCUCCUCGGAGAUGGUGGCGGCCUUUAUCGCUGUUUUAGGGAUCCUUUCCAUAUUGGCUCAGACGGUGGUGUUGGGGAUCCUGAUGCGUUCUAUAGGAAAUAAAAACACAAUCCUACUCGGCCUCGGCUUCCAGAUCCUCCAGCUGGCCUGGUAUGGCUUUGGCUCUCAGCCCUGGAUGAUGUGGGCAGCUGGCGCCGUGGCGGCCAUGUCCAGCAUCACCUUCCCUGCCAUCAGCGCUAUCGUGUCCCGUAAUGCAGAUCCGGACCAGCAAGGUGUUGUCCAGGGGAUGAUCACUGGAAUCCGCGGGCUUUGUAACGGUUUGGGUCCGGCUCUUUACGGCUUCGUCUUCUACUUGUUCCACGUUGAGCUGACGGACUCGGACGGCUCUGACAAAGGUGCCAAAUCCAACAUGGCCAACCCCACUGACGAGAGUGCCAUCAUCCCCGGUCCUCCCUUCCUCUUCGGCGCCUGCUCAGUGCUGCUGUCACUGCUGGUGGCGCUGUUCAUCCCGGAGCACACGGGGCCCGGCAUGCGGCCCGGCUCCUACAAGAAGCACAGCAACGGGGCGCAGAGUCACUCCCACAGUCCUCAGGGCAGCGGGGCGGAGGGCAAGGAGCCGCUGCUGGAGGACAGCAGCGUAUAACCUCAGCUAAGUGGGGCACACACCCCAUUUAAAACAGAAAAAGGAAAAAAAAGACCCUCAACAUACGGACAGACGCACACGUUUAACCACAAGGACACGCAUCAGAGUGCCGUGGAGAGGAGUUUGUCCACAGCACAAGAGUGGGUGCUCCACCAGGCCGUUCUUCGUCUAAAGGCAGGUUUAUGAGGACUUUCUGGAGGAAGCGUUUAGUAUUUUUAUUUUGUUUUUUUGGGUGUGAGUUAGAGAGACGCUGCUCAGCUGGACUCCAUUUUCUCUGCAGGUGUGGCACAUAGAACCCAAUCAAGUGCGAGAGGGGGUGUUUAUUUAAAAUGUCGCUACGUACCUGUGUGAGUCUUGAUAUUGGUUUUUGUCCAGCUGGAGUGUAACAAACACUCGAGCUCUCGUACUGAAAAGCUAACUUGUGUCCCAACGCUCAUCGUCGUUUUCAGAACUGUAAGAGGAGCGUUGAGGAAACGCUGCCUAACCUCAGCUAGGAUGGUCGACCCGUUCAGAUGAUGAAGGCUUCAGCGUCAGGACCACAGAUUUAUCCAGAUAUUAGACUUCUUACGGAGAGAAGUGCAGGAAAGAGACCACUUCGUUAGCUGAAGUCCUUUCUCAGUGUUUACUUGCAGUUCUCUAGAUUCAUAGAACAGUUUGGGUUGUAUAUUUUUCUCUGUUCAAACUGAAGUCCAGUUGUGCUUCAAGUUUUUAAUUCAAGAAACAAACGUUGCCUUGAAGUGGCUUACCAUUUAAAUAAUAAUAAUAAAAAAAAUAGACAUAACCUGUAUGAAGACCAAGGUCUGAGUAGGCUCUGUAAUCUUACUCUGUCGCUCCCAUCGGAGCUGUUAGACACUUUUUAUUCCUCCGCAUUCGUACCCUUGCUGUUUAUCUCGGUUCUUGACGUGUAUCAGCAUCAGGGCUAAGGCUUACAGAACCACGUUUUUUUUAUUUGUUUUUUAAUUUCUAGAGCUUCAGGACCACGUAGAGCUAUCUAUUAGCAGAUCAGUGGUCAACGCUGGCUGUUAACACAAAGUUUCUGGAAAUAUCAUUAAUACAUUCAUGAGAAUAUCACACUGCAAAAACACAAAAUCUUACCGAGUGUUUUUGUUUAGUUUCUAGCGCAAACAUCUUAGUACAUUUGAAAU
Molecule: messenger RNA, 2785 nt
Organism: Xiphophorus maculatus (southern platyfish)
Lineage: Eukaryota; Metazoa; Chordata; Actinopteri; Cyprinodontiformes; Poeciliidae
Gene: slc71a1-2
Product: major facilitator superfamily domain containing 14A
Exons: 12
Coding region: 168-1640 (490 amino acids)
Biological process (GO): transmembrane transport
Cellular component (GO): membrane
Molecular function (GO): transmembrane transporter activity
Source: RefSeq, a predicted model, not a curated record